Manduca sexta (tobacco hornworm) is the source of this 2281-nucleotide messenger RNA. It is a transcript of the gene Rsph4a, whose product is annotated as radial spoke head protein 6 homolog A. Lineage: Eukaryota; Metazoa; Arthropoda; Insecta; Lepidoptera; Sphingidae. The record is from RefSeq and is a predicted model, not a curated record. The transcript is spliced from 13 exons. Gene Ontology annotation, biological process: axoneme assembly; cilium movement involved in cell motility; cilium assembly. The coding region runs from base 145 to 1860 and encodes 571 amino acids. Gene Ontology annotation, cellular component: radial spoke; axoneme.
UUACAUAAAAAAAAACAAAUCUUGUCAAAACAAAUCAACUUCAUUUACGUAUCAAAGAGAAUACAAAUACUACGUAAGAUUACGUAUUGUAAAAACUGUUCAAAAUAGUAAAUUGGAUUGCAUUGAUCUACACAAAAAACAAUCAUGUCGCAAACAUUUCUUUUAGAACCAGAUAUAAUAGCGGCAACUGAAAAUGUAAUGCCCGAUCUAAAUAACGAUUUGGUUUUAGCGAAGAAUUUUCUAAAGCAGCAAAGUGCUGCCACUGGAGACACUCUGUACGACCACCUGGUCGACAUAGUACACAAGAUACUGUCCCAACAGCCGCCAGACGUGGUGGAUAACUUCGAACAAUACUCGUGGGCCGUGAAACAGGAGAAAUUCCGACCGAAUUUCGAUCUCCUCAAUGAUGUGUAUCUGUCGCCCCCGCAACUGUCUCUUGUUCGGAGGGUUGACGAGAUGUUUAGGUUGGUGGCGAGCAAGGCGCAGAAGGCAGAUGAGAUGGGUGAGGAAGAGCAAGAGUUGGAUCUCGAGGAAGACAACUUCAAGCCGCGCAUCGCGGACAUGAUCGAUAACAACUUUUAUUUCAGAGAGUGUGGCUUCGGACUCCCGGACAGUGAAUGCUACGCGGUCUACAUUUCGUUGAACAUGCUUGCGAUUAAAGAGCCCGUGUCCACUGUGAGGUUCUUCGGCAAGAUUUUCGGAACAAAAGCAAAUUAUUACGUCGCUGAAACAGAUUUGACAAUAGAAGAGCUUGAUAGAAGAAUUCGAGAAUUUGAAUUGAAAGACAUGCCAGGGGAAGGCGAGGGUUUGGACGAAGCUCGAGCUCAAGAAGCAGAGGAACAGAAGGAAAUAAUGGGAGAAGGGGAGGAAAAAGAUGAGAAACCAAAGGAGCCAGUACCGCCUAAGCUGCCGCCGGAGCCAGUAUCGACGUGGCAGCCACCCGCGCCGAUACCCGUGGAGAGGCCGGGCCAGGGGGUUAACAAAAAGGUGUUCUGGGUGUGUAACAACCCUGGCCAGCAGUGGAUAUGUCUGCCUGACGUCACGCCGGACCAGAUCCGCGUCGCCAGGCUCACCGUGCGCUGCAUGACCGGGGACUUGGAUGCCGAGGUCCAAACAUUCCCGCCAUUCGAGGGUACGGAGCGUAACUACCUGCGUGCACAGAUCGCUCGCAUACAAGCCUCUACGUCCGUCUCGCCGCAGGGCUUCUUCACCUUCGGUUCGGGGGAGGAGGAAGAGGAUAUCGACUUGGAGGAGGGCGGUGGUGACUUGGAUUUCAACCCGAACCCGUUCUACCAGGGGCAUGCGCUGAAGGACCUCCUGGAUCCCAAUCUGACGUAUUGGGUGCACCACGGUCGACACAUACUUAAGCAAGGGCGCACGCUUUGGUGGAACCCUAAUGCUGGCAUGGAGGAAGGUGUAGAAGAAGAGGAAGACGAAGGUCCCCCGCCCGUGGAGCCGGAGUCUGGACCUCCUCUCUUCACAUCCUUGUCAGAGGACGCGAGGGUUGAGGGUCUCAGCGCGUGGAGCGUGCGCACCAGCAGCACACUAGUCCCUGACAGAGCCCUGGCCGUGCUGAGGAGUAAUCUGUGGCCGGGUGCUGUCGCAUUUGCUACUGCUGGGAAGAAAUCAGAAUGUAUGUACAUCGGCUGGGGCCUGAAGUACCAGCCGCCGAACUUCAGCCCUUUGCAGCUGCCGCGGCCGCAGGACGAGUACGUGGUCGGCCCGGAGGUCAUGGAGAUGGCGGACCCCACCUUCGCCGAUGAGGAGGCAUACCGCAUUGCGCACCUGCCUCCACCACCGCCGCCUGAGCUGCCUGGGGAAGGGGAAGUAUUUGGGGAAGAAGAAGAAAUGGAAGACUGAGCAUAAAGAAGAUUGAGAGAUAAAGAUUUAGAUAGAGUUUUGGUCUACAAUGUUCUAAAAUAUUUCUCUUCUAGUUUUAGAGGUGUUGUCAAAGAUCCAUAGACAGAGAGAGGCGAUAAAAGGGAGAGGGGAUGUAAAGAGACAGGUAUUGGCCGUCUAGUCGCAUAGUCUCUAUCCACAUAGCUCAUUCUCCUGGUGUAAUGCUGAUUAGACUAGCAAAUCCUUGCGCAAGAAUUUCAGAUGCAGUUACACUAACAGCAAUAUUUAAUAACAUGCGACUCGCCGCAAGCCCUGCAAGCAAUAAAUUUGCAGAAGUCGGCUUGCCGAGAUUGUGAUGCAGAUUAGAAAAUAUUUCGUUUUUGAACCCUCGGUACAACUCUAAUAAAAUUAUUAUUAUAUAGAUAGUAGUGCAUUUUUUAUA